This is a messenger RNA of Darwinula stevensoni, 1119 nucleotides long. Lineage: Eukaryota; Metazoa; Arthropoda; Ostracoda; Podocopida; Darwinulidae. The record is from the annotation of a GenBank genome assembly.
AUGAUCCCACAAAUAAUGAAGGCUUUGAUAUUGGUGGGAGGCUAUGGAACAAGGCUCAGGCCUCUUACCCUGAGUCGUUCUAAACCUCUAGUGGAAUUCUGCAACAAACCAAUGGUUAUGCAUCAAAUAGAAGCAUUGGUUGCAGCUGGAGUCAGGCAUGUGAUUCUUGCAGUCUCAUAUAGAGCAGAAGAGAUGGAAAGGGAACUCAGGGAAGAAUCAGCUAAGCUUGGGGUGAAGGUGUCUUUCUCACAUGAGAAGACUCCCUUGGGUACUGCUGGUCCUCUUGCUCUGGCUCGUGAGUUGCUUGAAGAAGACCCAGGCCCCUUCUUUGUCCUCAACUCUGACAUCAUCUGUGACUUUCCCUUCAAGGAAAUGAUGGCCUUUCACCAGAAACAUGGUCGUGAAGGCACCAUAGUUGUGACAAAGGUUGAUGACCCAUCCAAGUUUGGUGUGGUGAUAUUUGAUGAAGAAGGAGGAAGGGUGGAGAGGUUUGUUGAGAAGCCUAUUCAAUUCAUGUCUAACAAAAUCAAUGCUGGCAUCUACCUCUUCAACACAGAAGUCCUGGAACGCAUCGAGGUAGAUUCCUUGGAAUUAGCCCUUAAGUUGAAGCCUACAAGUAUUGAGAAGGAAGUGUUCCCAUAUAUGGCAGAUGAUGGAAACCUCUAUGCGUUUGAGAUGAAAGGGUUCUGGAUGGAUAUUGGGCAACCCAAAGACUUUCUGCAUGGAAUGUGUUUGUAUUUGAAGCAUCUCAAGGGCAGCAACAAAGAUGCACUAGCCAGUGGACCCUCAUUUGUUGGCAACGUUCUUGUAGAUGAGAGUGCAAAAAUUGGGAGGGAUUGUCAAAUAGGACCAGAUGUGACACUGGGCCCAGAUGUGGUGAUAGAGGAUGGUGUUAGAUUACGUAGGUGCAGCAUCUUGAGGGGAGCCCAAGUCCGUAGUCACUCAUGGAUCGACAGCACCAUUGUUGGCUGGAAGAGUGUCAUUGGACAAUGGGUUCGAAUGGAAAAUGUGUGUGUCCUGGGGGAGGAUGUCGAGAUAGCAGAUGAGAUCUAUUUGAACGGAGGAAAGGUCUUGCCCCACAAAUCCAUCUCAGCAUCAGUACCUGAACCACAGAUAAUC